ACAAAGAAGCAUGUGCAGAGUUUGCUUCACUGCUGUGUGGACUGAGCUGUAAAACGGCUGUAUUAUAGUAUGAAUGAGAAAUAUCAGGGCGAUAAAGUAACGAUGUGUUCAGUUGAGUAUCUGAGAGAGUUGAUCAGCGACAGACUAGCUGCUGCUGCUGGAGAAAUAUUCUCAGAGUUUGAAAAAACCAUCGUCCAGUACCAGGAGGAGAUCGAUCGUCAGCGCAGACUGCUGGAUGUCAUCUGGAAACCACACAUCCCCUUACAACCCACAGAGCUCCCACAGUCUUAUGUCUGUGAGAAUGAGAAGACUGUUGUUGACCAUCAGCCCCAUGACCAGGAGAGAAACUCCAUGGUGGAUCAUGAGGACCCAGAGCCUCCACGGAUUACAGAUCAGCAGGAGGAAUUCUGCACCAGUCAGGACCAAUCAAACCCAGAGAUUUCUCAAAUUAAAAUGGAACAGGAAGAAUUGUGCACCAGUCUGGACCAAUCAAACCCAGGGUUACCACAAAUUAAAGUGGAACAGGAUGAACUCUGCUCCAGUCAGGAGGAAGACUUAAUUGGAUUGAAACAGGAGACUGAUACCUUUGAGGUGACUCCUGCUGAUGAGGAAAGUGACCACAGUGAACUAAAACCAAACAGUGAUCAGCUCCUAUUUCACAUCUCUUGUGUAGCUGAGAGCCCAGAUCAGGAAGGAAGCAAGGAUGUAGACUCAGGAUCAACUAGAUGUAUCGACCUGAAACCAAGACAUCAGAGUAACAACAGUCACAGUAAUGAUGUAGACAAUGCUCCAACAUCAGCGAGACAGUGUGAUAAUGACAAGGCAACAAAAUCUGCAACUUGCAAAGUCUGUGGAAAAGCUUUUAGUUGUAAAUCAGAUUUAAUCAAACAUCACAAAACCCACACAGGUGAGAAGCCAUAUUCUUGUGAAACCUGUGGAAAAACCUUCAGUCAACGGGUCCAUUUGACUGUUCACAUGAGAUGUCACACAGGUGAGAAGCCGUAUGUUUGUGGAACCUGUGAAAAAAGCUUCAGUCAACGGACUUCUUUGACUGACCACAUGAGAUGUCACACAGGUGAGAAGCCAUAUUCUUGUGGAACCUGUGGAAAAAGCUUCCGUAAACAGGUCCAUUUGACUGUUCACAUGAGAUGUCACACAGGUGAGAAGCCGUAUGUUUGUGGAACCUGUGAAAAAAGCUUCAGUCAACGGACCUCUUUGACUGACCACAUGAGAUGUCACACAGGUGAGAAGCCAUAUUCUUGUGGAACCUGUGAAAAAAGCUUUAGUCAACGGACCUCUUUGACUGACCACAUGAGAUGUCACACAGGUGAGAAGCCAUAUUCUUGUGGAACCUGUGGAAAAAGCUUCAGUAAACGGGUCCAUUUGACUGUUCACAUGAGAUGUCACACAGGUGAGAAGCCGUAUGUUUGUGGAACCUGUGAAAAAAGCUUUAGUCAUGUACAUGUACAUGUUGUUUCAUAA
Messenger RNA from Acanthochromis polyacanthus (spiny chromis), 1482 nucleotides. RefSeq names its product zinc finger protein 37 homolog. The record is from RefSeq and is a predicted model, not a curated record. The coding region runs from base 70 to 1482 and encodes 470 amino acids. The transcript is spliced from 4 exons. Gene Ontology annotation, molecular function: DNA-binding transcription factor activity, RNA polymerase II-specific; RNA polymerase II cis-regulatory region sequence-specific DNA binding. Lineage: Eukaryota; Metazoa; Chordata; Actinopteri; Pomacentridae. Gene Ontology annotation, cellular component: nucleus. Gene Ontology annotation, biological process: regulation of transcription by RNA polymerase II; central nervous system development.